Molecule: messenger RNA, 1110 nt
Organism: Puntigrus tetrazona (Sumatra barb)
Lineage: Eukaryota; Metazoa; Chordata; Actinopteri; Cypriniformes; Cyprinidae
Gene: kxd1
Product: KxDL motif containing 1
Exons: 4
Coding region: 230-796 (188 amino acids)
Biological process (GO): lysosome localization
Cellular component (GO): BORC complex
Source: RefSeq, a predicted model, not a curated record
CAUAUGACAACACCACAACAAAAAUGUCUGCCUGCUUGUCAGUGCGGUAAUUUCUUUUAUCGCUUCACAAAUACAGCGUUCGCGUGAAAGCCUCUACGACUGAUGAAGUCGUUCUUGAAAUAAACGCAGACUAGCCAGACGCAAACUAGUCAGUGAACAUUUUAGCACGUACGCGACUAUGCUGGUACCUAACAUUUGAGUUGAUUUGAAUAUUAAUAUCUUGUGAUUUAUGAAAAGAGUCAUCAUGGAACCCACAGCAUCGGGAAUAUUCUGCAAUAGGAUGCUCAGUAUGGUGAACUCUGAGGACGUGAACGCCAUCAUUCAAGCUCAGAGACAUAUGCUGGACCGCUUUGAGAAGACCAAUGAGAUGCUGAUCAACUUCAACGGUCUGUCCAACGUGCGCUUGCAACAGAUGAAUGAACACUUUCUAAUGCACACCCGCACAUUAAUAGAGAUGAAGAAAGACUUGGACAGCAUUUUCAGACGAAUAAGGACUUUAAAAGGCAAAGUUGCGAAACAAUACCCAGAGGCCUUCAGCAACAUCAAUGAAUGCUCAAACCUGGAGGAUGACGAUGAUGACUUUGACCCCGUUCCUCCCAGCGUGGCCACCACCGUCACUACCACAGCAACGUCCGAACAGAGCACGGAGUCAUGUGACACAAGCCCUGAUGUGAUUUCGCCCACCAUCAGCUGCUGCUCUGAAGACCCCUCUCAAGAGAACACCGGCACACCGACAUCUGACAGCCACGAACAGCCAGUGUUACGGGACGAGGGCCCCGAUUCAGCUGACAUUUAGAUUCAUGUGCAUAGUAUUGUAUUUACUACGCACAGAUGCCACGCAAAAGUGAAGCGAUGCAAGCUUACAGCUUAAGGUUGACUACGAGAAAAUGGUUUUAAUGCUACUGUUGUUAAAUGUUGUUUUAAUUUUGAAAACUAAUGCAAACUGGCUUACAUUUUGAUGAUUAAAGUUUUAAAGAUACAUUUAACGAUACAGAUACAUGUUUACCUUGUGUUGUGUUCAAAACCACAUUAUUUAGUAUUUUUUUCCCCUAGAAUCUUUAAUGAAAAGUAUGUCAUUAAAUAAAAGCUUCCUCGCAGUGCACAAUGCAA